Messenger RNA from Spizellomyces punctatus DAOM BR117, 3975 nucleotides. RefSeq lists its product as uncharacterized. Gene Ontology annotation, molecular function: calcium ion binding. The record is from RefSeq and is a predicted model, not a curated record. Lineage: Eukaryota; Fungi; Chytridiomycota; Chytridiomycetes; Spizellomycetales; Spizellomycetaceae. The transcript is spliced from 23 exons. The coding region runs from base 112 to 3462 and encodes 1116 amino acids.
ACAGGACCAGCAUUGAAAGUCACGUGGAAGAAGUGAUGGCGGUCUCGUAAGCUUGGAACAGCGUUAACAGAGACGGCGGACUGACCCGACGCGAGAGCGAUCCACUGCAACAUGCUUUGUUUACCUUCUCAAGUUGAUAUAUCCUCAUAUUGGGAAACGGUAAAGGAAAAUGAUCUUUUCCUCCUCCAGCGUCUCAAGGAACAGGAGGGUACAGCACUAAAAUCACUCUGGGCCACUAUACAAAAUGUACUUGACACAAAGCAGCCACCAUUUCGCAUAUUGUUAAGAAGUGCCGAAAGUCCCGAUGUCGGACACAUGGUUGCAACCGCCGACACCCUUAAGGCAAUGGAGAAAGACUGGACUUGGAUACAAGAAAACUUGAUGCCCGAAGUAGUGGAGUUGGAGGAUGCAUCUGAUAAAGAAGCAUAUGCGGUAUCCAAAUUCCAAUCGCUGGUGACGAGUGAAGAAAAAGACACGGACGAGAAAUCCAGCGACGCAAAGUUUCGAGCCGCUGCACGCUCAUGGCGGCAGAUUUUCCAUCUGCCUGAGGACGAACGACUGGUGAACUUUUAUAGCUGCUCCUAUCAUAAAAAGCUACUGAACCAAGGCUGGCUGUAUCUAUCGGUGUCGCAUCUAUGCUUCUACUCCUUCGUCUUUGGGGUAGAAACGAAGGUGAUGAUCGAGUUAAAGGACAUUGAGGAGCUAGCUAAAGACAAAUCUAAGCGCGGAGUAUUUGCGGAUGCCAUUAAAAUAAAAUUGAGAAAUAAAACAGAGCAUGUGUUUUCAAAUCUCUUCCACCGUGAUGAGACCUAUGAUCUUCUAGAACACUUGACAAACCUUGCUAUGCAGAAACUGUUGAAAAGCACAGCCACGGAGCCAGCUCCUGGGUUAUCGUUGCAGGAACAGGAACAGAGCUCUAUUACUGGGAUCGUUGGUUCUUUAAAGGGCCCGGGAGCGGGUACGCGACCUUUGAAGCAAAGCUUUGAAGAACAGAAGAGAAACGCGAAAUUUCAAUCAGUCUUUAACCUGCCCGCAAGUGAAAGUCUCCUCGAAGAAAUCACUGCAAUAUGCACGAUCUCAGGAACGAAGUCAAGCUUCAGUGGAAGACUCAGUUUAUCAGAUACUUAUAUUUGUUUCAUUUCCUCGGCAAAAUAUCAAUGCUAUUUGGUUCUACCUUUCUACGCAAUCAUGCGGGUAGAAAAGAUAAACAGUCAAAUGUCGACAAUUGCCAUAACUGUUCGCCAUCAACUAAAACUGCAUCUGCAAAUGACGAGCGAUAAACAGUCCGCGGACAAAUUCUGUGGGACGUUACGUGACCGACUCCAGGCGCACGUCGGACUGAUGAAGCGGCUGAAGGAAUUUCUUGCGACUUGUCCCUCAGAAGAACUACUGAACGGCAAAGAAGUGCAGAUGGGAGGUUUGGGUCUUAAGUAUGGGUUUGUGGACGGCAAACGGGCAGCUGAGAAAAACAAACUGCGCUACUGGGUUGCUUACUUUCGAGAGUUUGGGCGAAAUCUUACCUUGAUCCGACUGCCUACUUUCAUUAAGCUUGUCCGGAUAGGACUGCCGAAUACUUUGAGGGGGGAGAUUUGGGAAGUUUGCUGUGGAGCGAUCCAUAAGAGAUACAUGAACACUGGCUAUUAUGAGCAGCUGCAUAGAGACCACUCCGGGCAGGUUUCAUUGUCGACAGAAGAGAUUGAAAAAGACUUGAAUAGGAGCUUACCAGAAUACAGUGGAUAUCAGACAGAAGAGGGCAUUAAUGCCCUUCGACGUGUUCUAUAUGCGUUCUCGUGGCACGAACCGGAAAUUGGUUACUGCCAGGCAAUGAACAUUGUUGUGAGCGUUCUCCUCAUAUAUCUUACCGAGGAGCAAGCAUUUUGGAUCCUAACGGUACUAUGCGACCGUAUGCUACCAGGUUAUUACAGCACCAACAUGGUGGGAGCGGUCAUUGAUAACCACGUUUUCGAAACGUUGGUUGCAAAAUAUAUGCCCAUCAUGGCGGAGCAUUUCAAAAAGAAUGAAAUACAGCUUUCGGUCGCUUGUUUGCCUUGGUUCCUUAGCUUAUAUAUCAACUCGCUGCCCCUUCCGUAUGCACUCCGCAUCAUUGACUGCUUCUUUAUGGAGGGACCGAAGGUUUUCUUCCAGAUAGGGCUUGGUAUUCUUAAGAUCAAUGGAGAUCAAAUUAUGAAAGUGAAGGACGAUGGAGAGCUGAUGAAUAUACUGAAGACGUACUUUGCCAAGUUGGGCGAGGUGGUCCAUACCGAUGAACAGAAAGCGAAGCGGAAUAUCACCAAAUUCAAUCAACUGAUUCUAACGGCGUACCGCGAGUUCCAAACCGUUACUCAUGAAUCAAUCAUGGAUCUGCGUAAAAGCCACCAGCUAAAAGUUGUUCACGGGCUGGACUUAUACGCCAAGCGCAGCGUUGUUCGAAAUCUGAACCAUACGUCCCGUUUCAGCAAGGAGGAGCUCCUCUUUUUAUGCGAUGCGUUCUUCAGUGUCCUAUACUACGGUCGCCAGGAACCCCAAAAGAAAAGCUCAGAUCGAAUGGAACUAGACCACUUCAUCAUGUUCCUGGGGCGACUGACCGAGUGGGCCAAUGUCAAAAAAGAUGCUGACGAGCAACAAAGCCGUCUUGGCGUAGAAGCGGCACCCAAGCCCCUUGUAGGAAGCUCCUUCAUGGAAAAACUGUUCCAGCAUUGCUUUGACAGUGACCAUGACGGGUUCAUCAAUUUUCAGGACAUUGUUACUGGAUUGGGCAAGCUGAUCCACAGUGAUCUGAUGACCCGAUUAAGUCUUUUUUUCGAGCUUCACGACGCAGAUCAGGACGGGACUUUAAUAAAAGAAGAAAUUAUACAGCUCUCGGAAAGUCUUCUGUUUUUACUACGACGGGAAGAAGGGGAUCGACAUCUUGGUGCCGUAUCUGGACUUCUGAAUCGGGCAUUCAUGCUAAACACUACCUCUGAUGGUAGCCAAUGUAAAAAUGCGGAUGACAGUAUUCACGUGUCCAUCUCAACUUUCCGCGAACUGGUACUUGGGGAUGAAUAUCUGGUGGAAUAUUUCGAGCAUGGUCUUCCGUCCACUUUUGUUCUCAAGGAGAGGGAGGCUGUCCAGGUGACAGCAUCUGUGGUAAGCAAAGAGAUAGCAGAGUCGAUUUGGUCUGGUGGCCUGAAAUGGAUGGGAGGGAAACGCACACGUGUAUCAACCGACGAACAGAGGUCCGGUAUAAUAGAGGGAGAAGACAGUUCCCAGGCUCUUGAAGCAGAUGAGGAGGAAGACAGGGAACAGGUAGAGGAGGAUCAGGAACUCCUAAAAGAAGUUGAUACACUAUUUCGCGACGUCGUUGUCGACAGGCCCAGAGAGCCAGCUACUGAUGAAGGCGCUUUGCUCGCAUCAGUAGCAGGAACCCUAGGAGAACCAGCUGACAAACCAGAUACGGACAUGGAGCAAGAGAUAUUUAUGUAAUGAUGUUGACUUUAUAAUACACGAAAAUCUUUGUUAGGUCUACCGCCCAACUUGUCAAUCAUAAUACAUAUUCCCUGUACACGGUACAAUUCCUGCCGAUACCCAUUCAAUGCGCUUCAAGGAUCGAGAGGGAAAGUGCUACUACCAUGAGAACAUUAAUCGCCGUCUUGUUUUAUUCAGCGGCAGUUAACCUAGCCGAAAAGAGCUUUAUGUGAAAAGAAGAUGAAAAGAUUGUUCUUUUCAAGAGUUCAAGGGCAACGAGGAGCUAUGUGCUCUAUGGUCCGAUCGGCCAUCAUAGCUAAAAGCUGGAUUGAUGACAACAACUAAGAUAUGUAGUGGAUGGAGCUCAUAUCGUGCAUCGUUUUCCUUGUAAUCUACAAAUGUAAUGUGGGAUUAUCUUUGCAAUUUGACGCCUUCGGCCAACUGUAUAUUCACUCGGUUGGACCCAAACCUGAAAGCUUUGGUCAGGGAAAGGCGAAAGGAAAAAUGGAAGGUUAGGGUGAGGGUUGUCAG